Molecule: messenger RNA, 2652 nt
Organism: Oldenlandia corymbosa var. corymbosa
Lineage: Eukaryota; Viridiplantae; Streptophyta; Magnoliopsida; Gentianales; Rubiaceae
Source: the annotation of a GenBank genome assembly
AUGGAGUCGUCGUCGGUUGAACUUGCAUUAGCUGCGCUCUUUGGAGCCUCGGUUAUGGCAAUCUCCGCUUUCUACAUUCACAAGCGCAGCGUCGAUCAAGUCCUCGACCGCCUCAUUAAGCUCCGCCGCAAACCACCCCCGAAACACCAACAGCUUGUUGUCUCUGACGCCGACGUGGGCGCCGUCGAUUGUGAUGAAGCCGAGUUCUAUGAAUACGAAAUUGGUUGGCGGAGUGAAAACUUUUUGAAAUCAUCUGGGGAUAUUAAUGUUCAUGAUGGUGGUUUGGAUGAAGAUGGCGAGGAGGAUGUGGGGUUUGAACGCUACAGAGUUUCCUCGUCCAUGCCGAAUGUCAGGAUAUUGUCCAAUGAAUGGGCUGAUAACCAGGAUAAACGGGGCUUCUCAAAUGAAUUGGACCGUAAUCUCGAUUUUAUUUCAUCAAAUUUGCCUCCCCUUCGGACUCAACAAACAGAUGGAAAUGAUCGAUAUGCUGACAACAGCCUUCAGUUGAGGGUAGGAUCAGUUGGUCAUAUUGUUACUCCAACUUCCUCUCGUGGUUAUGCUGUAGAAAGUGCAGGAGAUUCUGAUGAGGAAGGAACCGAACUUGCAACUAAUGAUGGCACUUUUUUCCCCUACAACAAGGAUGCAGCCGUUAGCAUCCCUAAUCUGCACAUAGCAACCGAAAGGGGAAACCAAAUCCAAUCUCAGCAGAGCACAGCAAUCCCAUAUGAAGGAAAGGCUAAGGCAGACGAAGAAAAUGGAAAGGUUGAUACGACUACAUUGCAUUAUAGAAGCACUGAUCUGAUUGUCGCCAGCAAUCAUAUAUCUGGAAGCACUAGAGUGCAUGAGUCUAUGAAUGUUGAAGAUGAAGAGGUGAUGAAGAUGAUUCGUGAAUGUUUAGAUCUGAGGGAGAAGUAUGUUUUCAGGGAAAAAAUUGCUCCAUGGAUGAAAGGAGCUGACCACGAACAUGUAAAAUCUGAUGUAAAACAAAACCCACUCGAGUUUGUUCCUGUCGAAGCAACUGCACACCACUGUAGAAUGGAAGAUGGAGUUGUUCAUGUAUAUGCCAGUGAAACUGAUACUGAAGAUCUUUUCCCUGUUGCAAGUUCGACGGCGUUUUUUACUGACAUGCACCACAUCUUGAAAGUCCUAUCUGUUGGAAAUGUUCGGUCUACGUGCCAUCAUCGACUGCGAUUCCUUGAGGAGAAAUUCCGCCUUCAUGUAUUAGUAAAUGCAGAUAGGGAGUUCCUAGCACAAAAAAGUGCACCUCAUCGAGAUCUAUAUAAUAUCAGGAAAGUGGAUACGCAUGUACAUCAUUCUGCUUGCAUGAACCAGAAGCAUCUUCUCCGAUUCAUAAAGUCAAAGUUGAGAAAAGAACCUGACGAGGUUGUCAUAUUUCGCGAUGGACAAUAUUUAACCUUAAAAGAAGUCUUUGAGAGUUUGGACUUGACAGGAUAUGAUCUUAAUGUUGACCUGUUGGACGUGCAUGCUGAUAAGAGCACCUUUCAUCGCUUUGACAAAUUCAAUCUCAAGUAUAAUCCUUGUGGGCAGAGCAGACUCAGGGAAAUCUUCCUAAAGCAGGACAAUCUGAUUCAAGGUCGUUUCUUAGCUGAAGUGACGAAGGAGGUCUUAUCUGAUCUCGAAGCUAGUAAAUACCAGCUAGCUGAGUACAGAAUUUCAAUUUAUGGGCGAAAACAAAGUGAAUGGGAUCAGCUUGCAAGUUGGUUUGUCAAUAAUGGAAUUUACAGUGACAAUGCUGUUUGGUUGAUCCAGCUUCCACGAUUAUACAACGUGUACAAAAGUAUGGGAACUGUUACAUCCUUCCAGACCAUAUUGGAUAAUGUCUUCAUUCCCCUUUUUGAAGUGACCGUUGAUCCACGUUCACAUCCUCACUUACAUAUAUUCCUGAUGCAGGUGGUAGGAUUCGACAUUGUGGAUGAUGAGAGUAAACCUGAAAGGCGUCCCACCAAACACAUGCCCACGCCAGCUGAAUGGACUAAUGAUUUUAAUCCUGCUUUCUCGUAUUAUGCUUAUUACUGCUAUGCUAACUUGUAUACUCUCAAUAAGCUCCGUGAAUCAAAGGGAUUGCCUACUAUAAGGUUCCGACCUCACUGUGGAGAGGCAGGUGAUAUCGACCAUUUAGCUGCUGGGUUUCUCUUAUGCCACAAUAUUUCUCAUGGGAUCAAUUUGAGGAAAUCGCCCGUCUUGCAGUAUCUAUACUACCUAGCUCAGAUUGGUUUGGCUAUGUCUCCACUCAGCAACAAUUCACUCUUUCUCGAUUACCAUCGGAACCCAUUCCCCAUGUUCUUCCAGCGAGGUUUGAAUGUUUCACUGUCCACGGAUGAUCCUCUGCAAAUCCAUUUGACAAAGGAACCGCUUGUGGAAGAAUACAGUGUUGCAGCAAAGGUGUGGAAGCUCAGUUCAUGUGAUCUUUGUGAGAUAGCUAGAAAUUCUGUCUAUCAAUCCGGAUUCUCGCAUAAUGCUAAGUCGCAUUGGCUCGGAAGUGGGUAUUACAGGAGAGGCCCUCCUGCAAACGACAUUCACAAGACCAACGUACCAAAUACAAGGAUUUCCUUUAGACAUGAGACAUGGGAGGAGGAGAUGCAGUAUGUCUAUGCCGGAAAUGCCAAGAUUCCCAGAGAAAUUGAUCACUGA